AUGGUUUGCCCGCACCCAAAUUUGAUUGCAUUUUUGACUCACGGUGGAAUAAAUAGCAUCACGGAAGCGCUGAAUAUUGGUAAGCCAGUGAUUAUCGUGCCAGUGUUUGGUGAUCAGAUGCGAAACGGUAUUUUGGCAGAACGAGCUGGUUUCGGAAAGAUGCUAACGAUACCUGAUAUUACCUCUGAAGGAAAACUGCGUAAAGCGUUCGCUGAAAUGCUGAAUAACAACAGCUACAUGCUGAAGGCGAAGCAACUGGCUAGGAUGAUAGCACGGCGCCCAAAUCCAUCACGUGAACAGCUCAUCAGGCAUGUCGAGUUCGCAGCCGAAUUUGGGCGUAUUCCGAAUUUCGAUCCGUACGGCCGGAAAAUGUCGUUCGUCUCCUAUUUCAUGCUUGACAUUAUUGUACCGUUCCUGUUACUUGUCGCAAUGAUUGUCCUUGGUGUACUGUACCUCCUGUACAGGGCGUCCAGAAAAUAUAUAUUUCGCAUGGAAAGGAAAAAGACAGAAAAGAAGGAACAAUAA
Molecule: messenger RNA, 525 nt
Organism: Gongylonema pulchrum
Lineage: Eukaryota; Metazoa; Nematoda; Chromadorea; Rhabditida; Gongylonematidae
Source: the annotation of a GenBank genome assembly